Pseudogymnoascus verrucosus is the source of this 2339-nucleotide messenger RNA. RefSeq lists its product as uncharacterized. Bases 23 to 2314 code for a protein of 763 amino acids. Gene Ontology annotation, biological process: protein deubiquitination. Gene Ontology annotation, molecular function: cysteine-type deubiquitinase activity; cysteine-type endopeptidase activity. Gene Ontology annotation, cellular component: cytosol; nucleus. The transcript has 4 exons. The record is from RefSeq and is a predicted model, not a curated record. Lineage: Eukaryota; Fungi; Ascomycota; Leotiomycetes; Thelebolales; Thelebolaceae.
CAACGCCACGACCGUCGUCGCCAUGACGGGCCUGUUCAGCAAGUUCAAGACCGGCACCGGACCGUCAAGUCCGGGCCAGAAUGCGAAUGCGUCGAAGAAGCAGCAGCAGGAGCCUGUGGUGGAGUUGACGCCGCUGGAGAAGAUGUUGCUCAAUGCUGGACCUAUCCGACCUGAUGGGAGCGAUAAGUUCUUUGGGAUGGAAAAUUUUGGAAAUACCUGUUAUUGCAAUUCAAUCGUUCAAGCUCUAUACUACUCCAUACCAUUCCGAGAACAUGUACUACAAUACCCCCCUCAUUCGCCUCACGACACCCCGAACGCAAACCCAAAACCCGUUAUAUCGAGCUCCAUGAAUGGAGGAGCAGUUCACCCGCAAACCGCAAAGGGAUUGUCGGCAGCAGAAGCAGCGAAGCGGCGAGCGGCCGUAGCGGCAACGCCACCUCCGCAGGCGCCCCCGGGUCAAGUUAGACCAGAAGAUAAGCCAGACUCGCCAGAAUAUAAAAAGAAGCAGGCCAUGCUGGCAGGGCCUAUCGUGGAUUUGACGUACGAGAAUGCCCGUCAGUAUGGCAUGGAGGAAUCCACCUUCACGGCGUUGAAGGACAUUUUCACGACGCUCAUACAGUCACAGACGAGGAUGGGUAUACUCAGCCCACAGAGGUUUUUGGAGAUCUUCAAGCGGGACAAUGAGAUGUUCCGCACUACCAUGCACCAAGAUGCACACGAAUUUUACGGAAUCUUGCUCAAUGCUGUGAUUACAAAUGUAGAAGAAAAUGCGAGGAGACUCAAAGAACUAGAGCCGCCCAAGAAUGAAGAAGCUCUGGGCGACGGCAUGAUGUCGGCUUUUGCUAAUGCGGCGUCGGCGAUGGGCCUAUCAACUGGUGCUCAGUCCCCUGGGACCGGAUGGGUUCAUGAUAUCUUUGAGGGUGUUUUGACGUCUGAGACUAAAUGCCUUACUUGCGAAUCUGCGUCUCAGCGAGACGAGACAUUCAUUGAUCUGUCAAUCGACUUAGAACAGCACUCGUCGGUCACGUCCUGCCUCCGGAAAUUUUCUGCGGAGGAAAUGCUGUGCGAGAGAAACAAGUUUCAUUGCGACAACUGUGGUGGGCUGCAAGAGGCUGAGAAACGCAUGAAGAUCAAGCGGCUGCCGAAGAUCCUGACGCUACACUUGAAGAGAUUUAAGUAUACCGAGGAUAUGACGCGUCUGCAGAAGCUGUUCCAUAGAGUCGUGUAUCCAUACCAUUUACGUAUGUUCAACACCACAGACGACGCAGAGGAUCCGGAUAGGCUUUACGAACUCUACGGCGUUGUUGUGCACAUUGGUGGAAAUGCAUACCACGGUCAUUACAUAUCAAUUAUCAAGACAAAAGAUAGAGGCUGGUUAUUAUUCGAUGACGAGAUGGUCGAGCCCGUUGAUAAGCACUACGUGCGCAACUUCUUUGGCGAUAAGCCGGGAAUGGCAUGUGCGUACGUCCUGUUCUACCAGGAAACGACGUUAGAAGCUGUUCGCAAGGAGCAAGAGGCCGAGGGUGUCGACGAGGUUGCGAUUGCUACCGAAGAAGCUGGCAUCCCAACCACGCAACCGCAGACACCCGGUGCGAACGGAAGCCUGAUCUCGAGGCAGAUGACACUGCCUCCGACGCCGGCCAAGGACGAAGUACUACCACCCCUAGCCCAUGCACAAACGAACCCCACACUAUCGACUUCCCCUGAAAUGCACCCAGCGGUGCCAGACACAAUAGCACAGUCCCUACCAUCGCAAUUCGAGGCGCCCAAGAAGGCCGACCGCGCAGCCGCGAAGAAGGAGAGCAAGGAGGCUGAGAAGGCGAGGAAGCAGGCUGAGAAGGAGAAGGCUGCAGCCGAUAAGGAGAAAGCCAAGGCGGACGAGAGGCAGAGGAAGGAGCUCGAUCAAAGGCGCAAGGAGGCGCAGAGGACGCAAGCUGAGGCGCUGAAGAAUGCGAUGAACGCGAGUAAGAUCUCGGCGGCUGAGGAUGAGGAGAAGCGCCGGCGCGAGGCUGCGUCGUCGUCGUCUUCACUAGCGACUGGACCGGCCGAUAGCAGCAGCAGCAACAUCAACAUCAACAACAGUAAGAAGGAGAAUGGCUUCAUCAGCGGUCUGACCGUCAACCGCAAUCGCCCGGGUGCGAAGAGCAUGAGUCGUCGGUCGCUGGGAUGGCUGAAGAAUGACUCGUCGAAGGGAGAGGUGGCGGUGGAUGGCGAUCAGGCUAUACCGCCUAUCCCGGAUCGGUUGGCGAAGCCGGCGAAGGAGAGGUUUAGCUUUAGUUUGGGGAGGAAGAAGAGUAAUCUUUCGCCGCAAUAGUGAGGUGGGGGGUGGAUUGAAUGGG